Molecule: messenger RNA, 1090 nt
Organism: Drosophila serrata
Lineage: Eukaryota; Metazoa; Arthropoda; Insecta; Diptera; Drosophilidae
Gene: obst-B
Product: obstructor-B
Cellular component (GO): extracellular region
Molecular function (GO): chitin binding
Source: RefSeq, a predicted model, not a curated record
GCAACGCGUGCGCACUUACACGGACUUGGUUUAUGUCUGCUAACGAAAUGGCAUUGGUGAAAAUUUGCAUAUUUGCUUUGGCUCUGGCCGCGGGACUGACUUCUACCCUGGCCCAGGAGAAGGCCUGGGGACGUGGCCAGUUCCGCGUGGGUGUCGGUCAUCCCACCUCGCAGCGUCACCUGCCGCCACGUGACCGUGAUCCCGUCCAGGAGGCAUCCGUGGUGCCCAAGCGUAAGCAGGCACAGGAGUACGAGCCCACCGAACAGUGCCCGGAGGCCAAUGGCUUCUAUCCGGACAGCAAGCAGUGCGACAAGUACUAUGCCUGCCUCGAUGGUGUGGCCACGGAACGUCUAUGUGCCGAUGGAAUGGUCUUUAAUGAUUACACCCCCAUCGAGGAGAAGUGUGAUCUGCCUUACAACAUUGAUUGCACCAAGAGGUCCAAGCUACAAACUCCUCAAUCCUCGCUGCAUUGCCCUCGGAAGAACGGAUAUUUUGGCCAUGAGAAGCCUGGUAUAUGCGACAAGUUCUACUUCUGCGUGGAUGGUCAGUUCAAUAUGAUCACCUGCCCCCAGGGUCUGGUCUUCAAUCCCAAGACUGGCAUUUGCACCUGGCCCGAUGAGGUCGGCGUCACUGGCUGCAAAUCGGAGGAUUUUGAGUUCGAGUGUCCCAAGGUGAACGAGAGCAUUGCGGUGACCCAUCCUCGUUAUGCCGAUCCCGAUGACUGCCAGUUCUUCUAUGUCUGCGUCAAUGGAGAUGUGCCCAGGCGAAAUGGAUGCAAACUGGGCCAGGUCUUUGACGAGGAGAAGGCCUUGUGUGAUUGGGCUCGCAAGGUGCCUGAUUGCGCCGACUGGUACAAGGAUCGUUUGACCGAUGCCGAGCUGGAUGAGCUGGAGAAUCCCAAGCCCAAGUCCACCACCACCAAGAAACCGCCACGUGUUCGCGGUCCCUCGAGGCGCAAACCAACUCCCAAGCGAGUGGAACCCAAGGAGGAGGAGGAGGAGGCCUGAUUCUCGACUGUAUUAGUCUUAAGUGUAAACCACUGAUUAUUGUCGCCAUUAAAUCCUUGCAGGAGGAGUUCUAACUGCGGAUA